AUGACUGAUAUCUCAGGAACACCUUCUUUAGGGAAUCCCAUCUGGUUAAAAACAUCCACUUUGACUCUGAAGCACACUUUAUGCCAGAGGACUGUCAAAGUCCUCCCGCCUCCCUCUCUCCUCGAGCUGAAGAAACACACCGUCUGCAGUAUCAGGAGCAGCGCUGGUCGGUGGAGCCACGGCACUGGUCCCAGAUCAGUGCAGAGGAAGGUCUUGGCCUGUUUGGAGCCUUGCAGACAGACAAAUAAACUCAGUAAACAUGAUGAAGUAAGAAUUGGAAAGUACAACAAGCUUUUCCACACCGAGCAGCUGAUCUCUGGAAAGGAGGAUGCAGCCAACAAUUACGCUCGAGGCCAUUACACCAUCGGGAAAGAGAUCAUUGACGGAGUCAUGGAGCGUGUUAGUAAAAUGUCAGACCAGUGCACCGGCCUUCAGGGCUUCCUGGUCUUCCACAGCUUCGGCGGUGGCUCUGGUUUCACCUCUCUGCUGAUGGAGUGUCUGUCUGUCAACUACGGCAAGAAGCUGGAGUUCUCCAUCUACCCAGCUCCCCAGGUUUCCACCGCUGUGGUGGAGCCCUACAAAGCCAUCCUGACCACCCACACCACUCUGGAGCACUCUGACUGUGCCUUCAUGGUCGAGAACGAAGCCAUCUUCGAUAUCUGUCGUCGCAACAUGGACAUUGAGAGUCCUAGUUAUGUUAACUUUAACAGAUUGAUCGGUCAGAUUGUUUCCUCUAUCGCUGCCUCCCUUCGUUUUGAUGGAGACCUCAAUGUCGAACUGAUGGAGUUCCAGACCAAACUGGUCCCGUUUCCACGUAUCCACUUCCGUCUGGUCACCUACUCGCCCCUUAUCUCAGCUGAGAGGGCGUACCACGAGCAGCUGACUGACCGAGAUCACCAACGCCUGUUGAGCCAACCAACCAAUCAGAUGGUCAAGUGUGACCCUCGUCACGGCAAGUACAUGCGAGGUAAUGUCGUCCCCAAGGAAGUAAACGCUGCCAUCCCAGAUAGAAAAACCAAGGAAGUUGGCAUCAACUACCAGCCGCCCACUGUAGUUCCUGGUGGAGACCUGGCCAAGGUCCAGAGGGCUGUGUGCAUGCUGAGCAACACCACUGCUAUUGCAGAGGCCUGGGCUCGACUUGACCACAAUUUUGAUCUGAUGUACGCUAAGCGUGCCUUUGUUCACUGGUAUGUGGGUGAAGGUAUGGAGGAGGGAGAGUUCUCUGAGGCCAGAGAGGACAUGGCAGCUCUGGAGAAGGAUUAUGAGGAGGUUGGAGCUGAAAGCCCCGAUUCUGAAAAUGACGACGAAGGCCAAGAAUACCGAACCUUGUGA
This is a messenger RNA of Cyclopterus lumpus (lumpfish), 1332 nucleotides long. It is a transcript of the gene tuba5, whose product is annotated as tubulin alpha 5. Gene Ontology annotation, cellular component: microtubule; cytoplasm. NCBI's taxonomy places the organism in Eukaryota, Metazoa, Chordata, Actinopteri, Perciformes, Cyclopteridae. Gene Ontology annotation, molecular function: GTP binding; structural constituent of cytoskeleton. The record is from RefSeq and is a predicted model, not a curated record. Gene Ontology annotation, biological process: mitotic cell cycle; microtubule cytoskeleton organization.